AUGCCUAAAAGGAGAAACGUCACGUCUAGUGAGCAGAAAAUACCUGCAAAAGAUGACGGUUCAGUUCCCGAGAGGCCUCUGAAACUUCGAAAACAGAAUAGGCCUUUAGAAGAUAAAGAGAUAUGUGAAAAUCUUACAAACGAGAGUGACGACAACUGUAGUGAUUUUGACGACGAUGUAGGCGAUCCUGAUUUUAUUUUAGAGAGCGAUCACAACACGGAAUCUGAACAAUCCGAUGAGGAUGAUGUUGACGUCACGUAUCCCCAUGUUGAGGAAGUUUACCACGGAGAAAUCAACCAUAAUCACGACAAUGAAGAACAGGAAAGAGAAGUACGAGCUCAUGGAAGCCAGGACAUUACAGAGCAGAUCGGAAAAGAGACAAUAGUCGGAGAGAAACAGCAUGGCGCAGCAGAGACUAGAAUUGAAGAGAUCGGAGAGGAGCAGUAUAGCGAAGUAGAGACGCGAAAUGACCAGGGUAGUGAAGAUCUUAGAAUAGACCAGGAGCCAAAUGAAGAAUCAACAGGAGAGCUGCCGCACUAUUUUUACGGGAAGAAUAGGUACAAAUGGGCAUCGGCGGAACCAUCCCGAACAAGUCGAGUACGCGUGCACAAUAUUGUCAAUGCACCAUCUCAAGUUGAUUUGAGCGGUGUUAAUACGUAUGUAUUGUACAACAAGUGCACAAACAAGGGCGACAUAAGUCGUGGCCGAUUUUUACUCCUGCUGGCUCGUGAAUUAGUACUCCCGGAAAUGAAAUUACGCGUCUACAAUGAGAGGAUCCCACGGGAAUUGCGGCUAAGUAUCGAGCGAGUUAUUGGACCCGCCGAUAUGCCCGAGCCUCCACCACCAAAAACUUACCAGGAUCCAGAUUCAGGUGUUAGAAAAACAUGUGCAAUCUGUCCCAGUCGGUUGAAAAGGCGAACGAAGUACUGUUGCUGCAAAUGCAAGAAACCAAUGUGCCUUACUUGCUGCCUACAAAUAUGCAUUGACUGCAAAUGUACGUAG
This is a messenger RNA of Parnassius apollo (apollo), 1002 nucleotides long. The record is from the annotation of a GenBank genome assembly. NCBI's taxonomy places the organism in Eukaryota, Metazoa, Arthropoda, Insecta, Lepidoptera, Papilionidae.